Molecule: messenger RNA, 3248 nt
Organism: Salvia splendens (bonfire salvia)
Lineage: Eukaryota; Viridiplantae; Streptophyta; Magnoliopsida; Lamiales; Lamiaceae
Product: glutamate receptor 2.7
Exons: 5
Coding region: 610-3117 (835 amino acids)
Cellular component (GO): membrane
Molecular function (GO): ligand-gated monoatomic ion channel activity
Source: RefSeq, a predicted model, not a curated record
UCCUCCAGCCUCCAAUGCCGACUUCCAAAGAUUCCAAAGAAAGUGUGAAAAGCCAAAUCCGGUCUUCAAAACCAUUUAAUAACAAGAAAAUUCGGUGCGUUUGCAGCUGGAGGGAGUGGUGGUGAGAGCGGGCAGGGUGUUUUUCAGCGGCGCCGCGGCGGCGUAUGUGGAUGAUCAGUACGGUGGUGGUGGGAAUGGGCAAUGAUUUUGCCCUAAUUUGGUGGUUUUCUCCCAAUUAUCUUACUGCUGCUUCCAGAAUUGAGAAUGCGGCUGCCGGCGGGAAUUUGUAUUCUUCUACGAUGCACAGACCAUCCCCAUUAGAGUUGGGGUGAUUCUUGACAUGGAUGGCUACGGAGAGAUGGCCUUCAAUUGCCUAUCAAUGGCGCUUUCCGACUUCUAUUCAACCCACAGUCAUUACAAGACUCGGCUCCUCCUCACCAACCGUCCCCCCAAAGGCGACGUCAUUGGUGCUGCUUCUGCAGGUCAUGCUCUCUUCCCUAUAAAAUAAUUCAACUUAAAUCAUAGUAUGUUUGGUUUGCAUGAUUCUCUCCCGUGAUUAUUUAAUCAUCCUUCAAUCAUAUUAAGCUUAUCCAUCAAACCAGACGCCAAAUGCUAGUUAAGUUAACCAACUUGAUAAUCUUGAAAAGUGCAGGCCUAGACCUACUCAAGAAUGUGCAAGUGCAAGCCAUAUUAGGCCCAACUUUCUCAUCUCAGGCUAGCUUCCUCAUCUCUCUAGGAGAAGAAGCUCAGGUCCCCAUCAUCUCCUACUCCGCUACAAGUCCUUCUCUCUCCUCAACCGGGAGCCCCUACUUCUUCCGCGCCACCCUCAGCGAUGCCACACAGGUGGACGCCAUAGCUGACAUCGUCGAGGCCUUCGGGUGGCGAGAAGUCAUCCCCGUUUACGAGGAAAACAACUUUGGAGAAGGCAUUAUGCCUUAUUUGAGCGACGCCUUGGGGCGUGUCAAUGCCCGCAUACCUUACAGAAGCGUGAUCUCUACUCUCGCAACCGAUGAUCAGAUCGAGGCGGAGCUCUACAAGCUCAUGACAAUGCAGACCAGAGUGUUUGUGGUCCACAUGUUGAGCCCCCUCGCAUCUCGCCUCUUCAUUAUAGCGCGUAAGAUCGGGUUGAUGAGUCGGGAUUGUGCGUGGAUCGUCACGAAUGGGAUCACCAACGAGCUCGAGUUGCUGGAUCAGUCUACGCUGGAGUCCAUGCUGGGAGUUAUUGGAGUGAGGCAUCAUGUCCCGAGGAGUAAAGAGCUCGAGAGCUUUGAGACUCGGUUUAAUAAACAGGUUCUUGUUGGAAGUAAAUUGAGCAUUUUUGGACUGUGGGCUUAUGAUGCGGCCACUGCACUAGCUAUAGCAGCAGAGAAGGCAAAUCUCAGAGACGUCAAGUAUAUACAAACAUCAUCGAACUCAACAGAUCUCGAAGGAUUUGGAGUGUCGGGUGAUGGGCCGAACCUCAUCAAAGCCUUGUCGAACACCACAUUCACAGGGCUUGCAGGGAACUUCAGGCUAGUCGAUGGGGAGCUUGAAGCGCCGCCUCUUGAGAUUGUCAACUUCGUCGGCCAUGGAGUUCGGGGCAUUGGAUAUUGGACGAAAGAUAGUAGGAUUGUCAAUGAACUCAACUCCAAAAGCGCUAAUUUGUACGCGGAUUUUACUCCCAAAUCCAAGCUUGGAUCGGUCAUCUGGCCAGGCGACACAACAUCUAGGCCUAGAGGUUGGGUGAUCCCAACCAAUGGAAGGAAGUUGAGAGUUGGAGUGCCUGUGAAAGCUGGCUUCACUGAGUUUGUGAGUGUUACGUGGAAUGCUGACAAUUCUGUAAGAGUGGAAGGGUAUUGCAUAGAUGUUUUUGAAGCAGUGAUGGCAGCAUUGCCUUAUGGUGUGAGCUAUGAAUACAUCCCAUUUGCAUAUCCCAACCACACCACGGCUGGAGAUUACAACAGCUUGACCUAUCAAGUAUACCUCGGAAACUAUGAUAUCGUUGCUGGAGACGUGACGAUUGUGGCGAACAGGUCGCAGUACGUGGACUUCACUCUGCCCUACACAGAGUCAGGUGUGGCAAUGAUCGUACCACUGAAAGAUGUGAAGAGAAAGAAUGCAUGGAUAUUCUUGAAGCCCCUGACUUGGGAGCUGUGGCUGACAAGCUUCUGCUCGUUCGUCUUUCUUGGAUUCUUGAUAUGGCUCCUUGAACACGAGAGAAACGAUAGGUUCCAGGGGUCGUUCUGGUACCAAGUUGGCACUAUAUUCUGGUUUGGCUUCUCAACCAUGGUCUUUGCUCAUAAGGAGAAAUUGAGGAGCAACCUGUCAAAGAUAAUGCUGAUCAUAUGGUUUCUGGUGGUCCUGAUCCUGACACAGAGCUACACAGCGAGUCUAGCGUCUAUGCUAACCGUUCAGAAGCUGCAGCCGGCGGUGACAGACGUGGAUUUUCUGAUAAGGAACAACAAGCACGUAGGAUACAUGCAGGGAUCAUUCGUGUAUGGACUCCUCAAGAAGAUGAACUUCCCUGAGUCACAUCUAGUAGAGUACAACUCGCCUGAGAAACUCAACGAGCUUCUCUCCAACGGCAGAAUCGCUGCCGCGUUUCAUGAAAUCCCCUACAUAAAGUUGUUCCUAACCAAAUACUGCUCCGGAUACACUAUGAUUGGACCCAUAAACAAGGCUAAUGGCUUCGGCAUCGUGUUCCCGAUCGGUUCGCCUCUGGUAAAGGACGUUUCGCGCGCGAUUUUGAACGUGACUGAGGGGCAGAAGAUAUCUGAGAUGGAGAAGAAAUGGUUGGGUGUUGUGAAUAAAUGUUUGGAUCCGGAUAGGUUGGCGACGCCCCAUAAUCUUGGGCUUGGGAGCUUCUGGGGGCUGUUCCUGAUCGCUGGGGUGGCGGCAGCGAUAGUGUUGGUUAUUCAUGUGUAUAGAUCUCUCUUCUGUGCGCCUGCUGCAUAUAUUGCACCUGAACCUGAACCUGCACCUGCACCUGCACCUGCACCUGCACCUGCACCUGCACCUGCACCUGUUGCACCUGAACCUGCACCUGCACCUGCACCUGCACCUGCACCUGUUGCACCUGAACCUGCACCUGCUGCUGUUCGGGAAAAUGUUGUUGCCGCUAAUGAAGGCAGGAAUUAGUUUUCUGCAAAAAUAUUCUUGAAUGUUGUUUUUUGCUUUCAAAUUUAUCAUUUUUGUUGUGUUACUGUAUGUGAAUUAACUGUCCAUCCAGUUUGAAUUGGUUUUAUGUUAUGUGAAUUAUCUAAUAAACA